Labrus mixtus (cuckoo wrasse) is the source of this 3705-nucleotide messenger RNA. RefSeq names its product NLR family CARD domain-containing protein 3-like. Lineage: Eukaryota; Metazoa; Chordata; Actinopteri; Labriformes; Labridae. Gene Ontology annotation, molecular function: protein binding. The record is from RefSeq and is a predicted model, not a curated record. The transcript has 10 exons. Bases 322 to 3690 code for a protein of 1122 amino acids.
CAUAUUGAAACACUUAAACAAGCUCAUGUUUGGAACUACCACUUUUAAUCAUUCAAUAAUUAAAGUAAACAGUUUGAGCUCUGCUUUGAUUUACUAAUGUCUCCAUAGCUAACGAUAGAAAAUAUGACUAGAGGUAGACAUAGAUUCAGCAGCUUAGGGGUACAAUUGUUCAUUUCUGUUUUUUAAAUUCCCAUCUGCUCCUUGUUGUCUCUGGUUCUCCCUUCAACGCUGCCUUUAUUCAGAUUUAAUGUCAUAUUUAAAGUAUUAUGAGUUUCUUUCCAGUCAGAAGUCUGAAUGUUUGUCAUGUGGCUAAAAUAACUGAUGAAAAUGUGUAAGGUCUUACAGCUUGUUGUUUGUGUGAAGGUUUUGGGCUGUGCCAUGGAUCAGUGUGAGGAGGCAGAGGCGGGAGCCUCCACCUCCGCUCAGUGUAAGGACCAUGAAGCUCACAGCCUGGAGAAGCAGCAGAGACCGGACUCUCCUGGAUGUGAACUCAGCGGUGUGUCCCACAUGAGUCGGUCGAUCAGUUCCCCGUUAGAUUUUAAGGAUCAGCUUCCUUCAGAGACUGAUGUUCACCAGAGUAACUGGUCCAUGAUUGAACCGUAUAACUUCAGAGAUAGACACCACUCUACUGAACAAAGAGCUCCAGAACAGAUGACUGAGGUUCCCGCUGGUCAGCCUUUCCAGCCGCAUCCAACAGACCUGGAUUCCAUAUUUAUGCUUCUUCAGGAGAACAUUACCACUUUUAUGACAGAAGAGCUGAAAAAGUUUCAAAGGGUUCUGAGUCAAAAUGUUUCAGAAGGUUUGAAUUGGCACAGUGAGGAUGAGGAGGUUGUAGAUGGUGAAGAUGAAGCGCAGAGGAGGAGCAGCAGAGAGGCACUUCUGAAGAUCACAUUGCACUUCCUAAAGAGAAUGAAGCAAGAUGAACUGGCUGAUAGUCUUCAGAGCAGAACUAUUGCUUCACUGAAUCAAUGUAAACUCAAAUCCAGCCUGAAGGAGAAGUUCCAGUGUGUGUUUGAGGGGAUUGCUAAAGCAGGAAACCCAACCCUUCUGGACCAGAUCUACACAGAGCUCUACAUCACAGAGGGAGGGACUGGAGAGGUCAACGAUGAACACGAGGUCAGACAGAUUGAAACAGCAUCCAGGAAACCACACAGACCAGAAACAACCAUCAGACAAGAAGACAUCUUUAAAGCCUCACCUGGAAGAGAAGUACCAAUCAGAACAGUGAUGACAAAGGGAGUGGCUGGCAUCGGGAAAACAGUCUUAACACAGAAGUUCACUCUGGACUGGGCUGAAGGCAAAGCCAACCAGGACAUACAGUUCACAUUUCCAUUCACUUUCAGAGAGCUGAAUGUGCUGAAAGAGAAAAAGUUCAGCUUGGUGGAACUUGUUCAUCACUUCUUUACUGAAACCAAAGAAGCAGGAAUCUGCAGGUUUGAAGAGUUCCAGGUUGUGUUCAUCUUUGACGGUCUGGAUGAGUGUCGACUUCCUCUGGACUUUAAAAACAACCAGACCCUGACUGAUGUCACAGAGUCCACCUCAGUGGAUGUGCUGCUGACUAACCUCAUCAGGGGGAACCUGCUUCCCUCUGCUCGCCUCUGGAUAACCACACGACCUGCAGCAGCCAAUCAGAUCCCUACUGAGUGUUUUGACAUGGUUACAGAGGUCAGAGGGUUCAACGAUCCACAAAGGGAGGAGUACUUCAGGAAGAGGUUCAGAGAUGAGGAGCAGGCCAACACAAUCAUCUCCCACAUCAAGACAUCACAAAGCCUCCACAUCAUGUGCCACAUCCCAGUCUUCUGCUGGAUCACUGCUACAGUUCUGGAGGAUGUGCUGAAGACCAGAGAGGGAGGAGAGCUGCCCAAGACCCUGACUGAGAUGUACAUCCACUUCCUGGUGGUUCAGUCCAAACUGAAGAACAUCAAGUAUGAUGGAGGAGCUGAGACGGAUCAACACUGGAAUAAAAAGAGCAGGAAGAUGAUUGAGUCUCUGGGAAAACUGGCUUUUGAGCAGCUGCAGAAAGGAAACCUGAUCUUCUAUGACUCAGACCUGACAGAGUGUGGCAUCGAUAUCAGAGCAGCCUCAGUGUACUCAGGAGUGUUCACACAGAUCUUUAAAGAGGAGAGAGGACUGUACCAGGACAAGGUGUUCUGCUUCAUCCAUCUGAGUGUUCAGGAGUUUCUGGCUGCUCUUCAUGUCCAUCUGACCUUCAUCAACUCUGGAGUCAAUCUGAUGUCAGAAGAACAAACAACAUCCAGGUCUGAAGUAUACAGAGAAAAACCUGACCCAAGACUAUUACAUCAGAGUGCUGUGGACCAGGCCUUACAGAGUCCAAAUGGACACCUGGACUUGUUCCUUCGAUUCUUCCUUGGUCUUUCUCUGCAAACCAAUCAAACUCUCCUACGUGGUCUGGUGACAUACUCAGCAAGUACCUUGCAGACCAACCAGGAAACAGUUGAGUUCAUGAAGAAGAAGAUCAGUGAGGAUCUGUCUGCAGAGAGAAUCAUCAAUCUGUUCCACUGUCUGAAUGAACUGAAUGAUCAUUCUCUAGUGGAGGAGAUCCAACAGUACCUGAGCUCAGGAAGUCUCUCCACAGAUAAACUGUCUCCUGCUCAGUGGUCAGCUCUGUGCUUCAUCUUACUGUCAUCAGAAAAAAAUCUGGACGUGUUUGACCUGAAGAAAUACUCUGCUUCAGAGGACGUUCUUCUGAGGCUGUUGCCAUUGGUGAAAGCCACUAACAGAGCACUGUUGAGUGGCUGUAAUCUGUCGGAGAGAAGCUGUGAAGCUCUGUCAUCCGUCCUCAGAUCCCAGUCUUCCUAUCUGAGGGAGCUGGACCUGAGCAACAACGACCUCCAAGAUUCAGGAGUGAAGCUGCUGUCAGCUGGAAUGGAGAGUCCACAUUGUAUACUGGAGACUCUCAGGCUUUCAGGAUGUCUGAUCACAGAGAAAGGGUGUUCUUCUCUGGCCACAGCUCUGAGAUCCAACCCUUCCAUUCUGAGAGAGCUUGACCUGAGCUACAAUCAUCCAGGAGAAACAGGAGCAAAGCUUCUGACUGCUGGACUGGAGGAUCCACUCUGGAAACUGGAGACUCUCAAGAUUGAUUAUGAUGAAGAGCAGUGGCUAAAACCUGGUCUGAGGAAGUAUGCCUGUGAACUAACGCUGGACACAAACACAGUGAACAAAAACCUCAAGCUGUCUGACGGCAACAGGACGGUGACUGAAGCGACGGAAAAGCAGUCGUAUCCUGAUCAUCCAGAGAGAUUCGAAUACUGUUCUCAGCUUCUGUGUGGAAGUGGUCUGACUGGUCGCUGCUACUGGGAGGUUGAGUGGAGUGGAAUGGUUUAUAUAUCAGUGACCUACAGAGGAAUCAGACGGAAAGGAGGAGACAGCGCCGACCGCAGGUUUGGAGGGAAUAAGCAGUCCUGGACUCUGAGGUGCUCUGAUGAUGAUGGUUUCUCUGUGUGGUACAAUAACAGAAAAAAACGUCUCCCCUGCUCCUCCUCCUUCUCCUCCUCUGUUGCUAACAGAGUAGCCGUGUAUUUGGACCAUCCUGCCGGCACUCUGUCCUUCUACAGAGUCUCCUCUGACACACUGAUCCACCUCCACACCUUUAACACCACCUUCACUGAACCACUGUAUCCUGGGUUUAGGUUGUGGCCUGAUUCCUCAGUGUCUCUGUGCACACUGUAGUUGGGAAAAAGUCCU